Molecule: messenger RNA, 580 nt
Organism: Pelecanus crispus (Dalmatian pelican)
Lineage: Eukaryota; Metazoa; Chordata; Aves; Pelecaniformes; Pelecanidae
Source: RefSeq, a predicted model, not a curated record
GACUUUCAAGCAGCUCUGGAAGCAGCCCACCCAGGACUUUGGGACGUUUUUCUCUGCAGUGAUUGAUGACAAGUCUUUCGCACGGAUAAAGAAGUGGAUCGAGCACGCCAAGAAGUCGCCCAACCUCACCGUCCUGGCAGGAGGCGGCUGCGACGACAGCGUUGGGUACUUCAUCGAGCCGUGCAUUGUGGAGAGCAAAGACCCAGAGGAUCCCAUCAUGAAAGAGGAAAUUUUUGGCCCGGUGCUGACGGUGUACGUGUACCCCGAGAAGCGGUACCAGGAGGUGCUGGAGCUCAUCGACACCACAACGCCCUACGGCCUCACGGGGGCACUCUUCGCCCGGGAGAAGAGAGUCAUCGACGAAGCCAGGAACCUUCUGCGCAACGCGGCCGGCAAUUUCUACAUCAACGAUAAGUCGACCGGCGCCGUUGUGGCUCAGCAACCCUUUGGUGGCUCCCGCAUCUCAGGCACCAACGACAAACCAGGCGGCCCCCACUACAUCCUGCGCUGGACGUCUCCCCAGGCCGUCAAAGAAACGCACGUGCCCCUGACGGACUGGCGCUACGCCUACAUGCAGUGA